Messenger RNA from Dreissena polymorpha, 2778 nucleotides. Its product is annotated as proprotein convertase subtilisin/kexin type 5-like. The transcript is spliced from 3 exons. The record is from RefSeq and is a predicted model, not a curated record. Lineage: Eukaryota; Metazoa; Mollusca; Bivalvia; Myida; Dreissenidae. Bases 172 to 2580 code for a protein of 802 amino acids.
GUUAUUUAAUAGACCCGUGUAGCUUGUGUUAUCAGUUUAAAUCUAAUUGUAAUCAUAUACUAGUACACCGUUUACAACGAUGUCGAUAUUUUGAAAACCUCACGAACUGUCUAUAUAUAGUAUGUCUAUGUAUAGCCGUAUUACCCUGGAUCAAUAGACGACGUUUCAGAAAUGUUAGUAAAAAUGGCGAAUAAAGUUAAAUUGUUGUUGAUUAUAAUCAUAGCCAAGAUCCAUAUUUGUCAGGCAUGUGGUGGCGGAAGCGAAUGUCCAACACACAAGCCGUUCUGUUCUAGUGCUGGAUGUGUAGAAGAAUGUCCCGAGCCAUUCUACAAAAACAACACUAAGUGUGUCCUCAACUGUGGGGAUAUGUUUGUUGGAGAGGACAUGACCUGUGUGCAAGCUUGUUCUGAUCAAGAGUUCAUUGAAGAAACGUUAAAAUUUGUCGGACAAGAGUUUAUAGAACGGAAAUGUGUAAGAUCUUGUCGAGAUUUUAUAUAUAAUAAAACAUGCACACAAUCGUGUCAUAUGCACAGCAAUGUUAUAAUGGGCGAUGACUUGAACCUAGCUGAACCUGGAAAACGAAUGUGUGUCGAACAAUGCCCUGAUACACACUUAUAUAAAACUAAUGUUACGUAUAGGAAGAAGUCAGUUGCGUUUUGCUCAAAGGGGUGUAAUUUUUUAAUUGAAAAUGGCUAUUGUGUCAGCAGUUGCUCUGAAGGUAAUGUGAUAUUUAACAGAACCUGCAUUGCUAGCUGUCCGAAGUCCCAUCCUGUAAGGAACCAACAGGGAGAGUGCACACAAAUCUGUACUGAAAUUAACGACAACGGCAUGUGUGAUUGCCCUCAGAAUAUGUCAUAUAUCCAAAAUAAAACAUGCGUUUCGGAAUGUUCGCCUUCAAUGUUUAUUAAGAAUUGGAUUAAUCGAAAUUUCUGCGUACAGUCUUGUGACCCAGGAGACUAUAUAUUGAAUAAAACUUGCGUAAUGAGCUGUCCUUCAGACAUGUUUGUAGCGUCAAAUGAGUGUCUACAGUCAUGUCCGAAAAUGAUGCCCUUUUACUGUAGAAACAGCGAUAUUUCCUCUUACGAAAAAAUACCAUUCACUUGCUUCAAAACGUGUCCAGAAGGCUUGUUUAGUGACAAUUUCGCGUGUAUUAAACAGUGUCCAAACUACACAGUAGACGGAGAGUGUCUGAAUAACUGUCCACACAAUAAACAUUUGGUAUUUGAGAACGCAACAGGCCUAAAUUGUGAGUAUUUGAGUUGUUCCAGUGUGGUUCAUCAAACUAAUUGCUUGAGUAUGUGCCCGUUCGGAUAUUUUCAACGCAAUAACGAUUGCAUAGCAGCAUGUACCCCAGAGGAAUAUAUUUUUAAUUCCACAUGUCUGUAUGAAUGCCCAAAUAAAAUGAAAUCACGCCAACAAACUGUUCAUUAUAGUGAUUUCCAGUACUAUGGUUAUAGUUAUCAUUUUACUUCAAAAUCAACGCUGACAAACAUGUGUGUGGAUAAUUGUGAAGCAAGGUCAUGGAACAACACGUGUGUUAACAAAUGCCCCGAUGAUGACGUGUAUUAUCAAUACGUGGUAACAAAUCCAUGCAAAGAUAUCUGCAGCAUAAACGCAGUUAACAGGUACGCAAGCUGUUAUGAAGAGUGUUCUGAAGAUAUGUAUGCAUUAAAUAAUUCAUGUAUUUACUAUUGUCCAUUGCCUUAUGUAUCAGUUAGGGGGUCAUGUUUAUUGUCAUGUCCACACAACCUACCUUUCAAAAACGCAACAACGUUAAAAACAAAAGAAUGGAGACAAAACAAAGACAACACGUGGACAUAUCAAACAUACGAUAAUAACAUCGUCGAGUGCGUGUCUGAGUGCAAUCGUAGUGGGCGACCAUUAGAUUUUGAUGCAUUAAAGUGUGUAGAGGUUUGUCCGAACUCCAAUGGGUAUGUGCAAGACAACGUCUGUAAGCCUAAGUGCUCGAAAAAUAUGGUUGUCAAUAAGGAAUCCUUCGGAAUGGAAUGCCGCAUGUCGUGUCCAGAUGGAAAGGUACUGUACAACCACACAUGCAUUCAGAGCUGCCCAAAUGAAGCCAAAUAUCAGUACGGAGGAAUCUGUAUAACAAUGUGUCCAUCUGACAGUCCCUUUGGAGUUGUCGAUAUGAACAAUAGGUGUGUUAAAGGUUGCGAAGAUGGGAAGUUAUAUCACAACGGCCAUUGUGUGUCCAGUUUUGAAUGCAAAAUUACAAUGAUAGAAUUUGAAGGCCAAUGUUUGGAGCGAUGCCCACAAGGAUACCGUUUCUCGUAUACAGACGAAUGCCUUAAAGACUCGAACGUUAUCGUAGCCUUGUCGGUGAUUCUAGCAACACUCAUUGCCGUAUUAGCAUACAAUCGCAAAAUCAUUGUGGACUAUGUACGUGUUUGGCGUUUAUUGAUAAGAUGGAGACCAAGUGGGGUUCAAGAAUUUUUGAAAAUCCUUGAACAGCCAGAACCAUUUCAGUUCGAGAUUGACGAUGACCCUGUCCCAGUCAUGUUUCACAAUCCAGAUAUAAAUGAUGAUGGUGAGCCAUUACUUCAGCUUGAAGAACUGACGUAGAAGGUGGUUUAUCCAACAGCAUGUUCAUUUCAUGCCAAUAUCAUUCAUACAAUAUUCUCUAUUUAACAUGUAUGUUGAGAUGUUAAGAUAAAAGUACAUUAGGUAUAGACCAGUUCACGCGUGACGUCACGCGCACCUGCGUGUUUACAUCCGGGCUAUAUAUUGGUAGUCAAAAGAAAGAUACAAUCAAUGGGGAGA